Messenger RNA from Meloidogyne enterolobii, 415 nucleotides. The record is from the annotation of a GenBank genome assembly. Lineage: Eukaryota; Metazoa; Nematoda; Chromadorea; Rhabditida; Meloidogynidae.
AUGUUCUACCGCGUCAGUUCUGUGUACGGCUUCGUCGACCCCAAUGGCAAGAAGCCGAUUGAUGUGCAUCGUCUCCCUGGAGGAUCUCCUGGCGCAGAUCGAUUCGUCGUCCAAUGGGCAGAGGUGCCUGCUGAUGAGCUUGAUCCGAAGGCGCCAUUCCUUGCUCAAGCACAGUCCGGAGAGGUGGUCUUCAAUGUCUCGGCCGCUUCUGGUGCCGCCAAUUCUGCCGCCGCCAAUUCUGCUGCUGCUCCUCCUGCAGCCGAGGAGAAGAAGGAGUGAAGCACCGGAAGAGAUCGCGAGAUGACUGUCAAGAAGGAGCAGGCAACAACAAAAUUGAAGCGGAUGAGCAUAGGAUGAUUCAUAAUUCCCAUUGUAUUUUUUCUAACCCCAAUCCAUAGUGUAUUGUAUAUUUCGC